AUGCUAUCCCAAUAUGAAUAUGUUCUUAUAUGUGAUAAAUCCAACAUCCGAGUGUCUGGAUCACCACAGCACAUGCUGAAUAGUGUGGAAAAGGCUUUUUCGGGAAAAGUUGGCUCGGUACAAAAAAAGGAAGAGCUGACAGAAUAUAUAUCCAAUAUGAUCCAUAGCAAAAGUAAGAAGGAGUUUGACUGGGCUCUGAAUAAGUUCAACGCUGUAUCUGCUGGUUCUGAAGUAGAAAAUGGCAAUGUGAAAGCGCCAGUCUCGGCAUAUUUUCAUGACAGGUGGAUUAUAUGCCAAGAGAAGUGGGCAGGUUAUCUUACUCAGAAGAUAAUGCAUUUUGGAUGCACAACAUCUCAAAGAGUGGAAAGUGUCCAUCAAACCUUAAAGAGAGGUAUAUCUGCAAUAGCUUCUCUGGAUCUCGCCUUUGAAAAUAUUUCAAGAUAUAUCGAGAGGCUUGAGAGAGACUUCUGGAAUGUGGAGAUCAGGGAAUCUACCACGGUUGACCCUCUUGUUGGACGAAACAAGCUUUUGUCUAGACUGCUCAUGAAGGUCUCAAAGCGAGCUUUGCUGGUAAUAGACCAAGAGGUUCGACUGAAAUGUGAAAGCAGUAUUGUUUGUGAAUGUAUGAACAAGCUCCAGUAUGGUAUACCUUGUCGCCAUUCUUUGCCUGCUGGAAGGGAUAUCUAUAUUUCUGAUAUCCCUGAAAGGUGGGUUAUUGAUCCUCGUAAUGUAAAGCCAAGGGACAACACUUGUCGGGAAAACUUCCAGCUUGAGGAAAGACCAGAGGUGUGGAUGGAGGAAGUAAUUAAACUCGAGUCACUGUUUCGGUCCUGUGAGGGCAGCCAGCAAGUGGCUAACCUCCUGAAUAAGAUCAAGAAGGUCACUUCUGAAUUCGAAGGCAAAACUGGGCACUCUUCGAUUAACUUUCAAGCCCCAGAAAAAAUCAAGUACCCUGGCAGACGGAAGGGUAGUGCACGUCCAAAGUACCUCCCCAAAGACUUUGGUCGGGCAAACUGGAGAAAGAUCAGUGUUUCGUCUGGUCAUGCUGGCCUUAAGGCAAUGGUUAGACUGAGAGCUAAAAUGAGGGAGGGAAAGCCUGCAGCUACACAAAAAACAAAAAACAAAAAACAAAACAAAAACAAACAAGAGCCUCUCAACCCAGUCGAUGCUACCAAAAAAAAAAAACAAAUAAAGCAAGAGCCUCUUGACCCUGGGAUGUUGUCUUACACGAAUAUGCUUUUUAGUCGAUGCCACCAAAAAUAA
Phycomyces blakesleeanus NRRL 1555(-) is the source of this 1263-nucleotide messenger RNA. RefSeq lists its product as hypothetical. The record is from RefSeq and is a predicted model, not a curated record. NCBI's taxonomy places the organism in Eukaryota, Fungi, Mucoromycota, Mucoromycetes, Mucorales, Phycomycetaceae. The transcript is spliced from 4 exons. The coding region runs from base 1 to 1263 and encodes 420 amino acids.